GUAUCACUGUAUCAGUACAGCUUUAUCUGCUUUAACCCUAGAUUGUUUCCGAUGCUCGGAUUUUCAGUUAUCCAUGACUAUUGAACUUAACCGUUUUGUGUAACAUAUUCUUAAUUUUUUAUAGUAAUUGAGUAGCAAUGAAAUUCUUCUCGGUAGGUGAAAGCAUGUCCGUCCAGGCGGGAGAGACGAUGCAGUUGCAGGAAGAGAACAACUGCGAGGUCCAACUACCUGAUGGAGUACCACCAUUUAUACAUAUCAAUCAAAAUGAUUUCUUAGGACGAAAAGCUAAAAAACUUAAAGAUGAGGACAUUGCUAUUUGUGUAUGCAAGUAUGAAACCAGUGAUCCUGAAAGUGCAUGUGGAGAAGGGUGCUUGAAUGUAUUAACCAGCACUGAAUGCACACCUGGAUACUGCCCUUCUGGCAAUUAUUGCAAGAAUCAGAGAUUCCAGAAAUCUGAAUAUGCUAAAACAAAGUUGUUUGGAACUGAAGGCCGUGGGUGGGGUCUCCAAGCUGAUGAGAGUAUAAAGGCUGGACAAUUUAUCAUCGAGUACUGUGGAGAAGUAAUAUCAUCAGAUGAAGCAAGGCGGAGGUCCCAAACUUAUGAAAUUAAGGGCCUUAAGGAUGCAUAUAUAAUCUCUUCAAAUGCAAAUUAUUUCAUUGAUGCUACAAGGAAGGGAAGCUUGGCAAGAUUUAUUAAUCAUUCCUGCCUACCAAAUUGUGAAACAAGGAAAUGGACAGUAUUGGGAGAAACAAGGGUUGGUAUAUUUGCCAAGCAAGAUAUUUCCAUGGGAACUGAGCUCACAUAUAACUACAACUUUGAAUGGUAUGGGGGUGCUACUGUUCGAUGUCUUUGUGGAGCUCCAAACUGCUCUAUAUUUCUGGGUGCAAAGUCUCAUGGUUUCCAGGAGCAGAACCAUUUGUGGGAAGAGGGAGAUGACAGAUAUGAAGUCGAUAAAAUUCCCCUCUAUGACUCUGGAGAGGAUGAAACUCUUCUGAACCAAGCCGGAAUGCAAAGUCAUUCUGAACCUGAACCAAUGGACAGCGGGAGAAAUGUCUAUCCUGCAAUGAUGAGUGUUAUGGUGGGUUCUGAACGUAGUUUGGAAUCAACUAUUUCCUUGGAGGCACAUUAUUCAGGUCCAGUGGAGGCUGAAGCAUUGAAUGCUGAGGUGAACGAGUGUAAGGAAAUAUUUCCUAAUGAUUUGCAAGCUGGCUUUCACAAACAGAACUCAUUAAUACCUCGCAUCCGAAAUUAUAAUUCUGGUCGGAACUACAAUGCCGGACCUGGUUUGUCAAAGAAGAAAGUGCCAAAGCAAAGGGCCAAGUCUUCUGGACGAAAGCAAGUAACUGCGGAAAAUGUUGCUAAAUUGUUUCCAUCGAAGGAUGCACAGGAAGAAAUUAUGAAGUAUGAGGAGAUGAGAAAUAAGGCCAAUUUGGCACUCAAUUCCUUGUACACUGAAAUUCGCCCCGCCAUUGAGGAACAUGAACGCGAUAGCCAGGAUAGUGUGCCUACGAGCGUAGCAGAGAAGUGGAUUGGAGCAAGUUGCUUAAAAAUGAAAUCAGAAUUUGAUUUUUACUUCUCCGUGGUGAAGAACGUCAUGUGCCCUCCACAAAUGCCCAUUGCCAUGGCCUCCGGGGAAGGUGAUGAUCUGGACCAAGUGAAGCAGUUGACAAAUGAGUAAGUUCAUAUACGAGUGGCAUAAAUGAAAAAAAAAAAAAA
This is a messenger RNA of Ipomoea nil (Japanese morning glory), 1717 nucleotides long. RefSeq names its product histone-lysine N-methyltransferase ASHH1. Bases 138 to 1679 code for a protein of 513 amino acids. Lineage: Eukaryota; Viridiplantae; Streptophyta; Magnoliopsida; Solanales; Convolvulaceae. Gene Ontology annotation, cellular component: nucleus; chromatin. Gene Ontology annotation, biological process: regulation of DNA-templated transcription. Gene Ontology annotation, molecular function: protein binding; histone H3K36 methyltransferase activity. The transcript is spliced from 10 exons. The record is from RefSeq and is a predicted model, not a curated record.